Monomorium pharaonis (pharaoh ant) is the source of this 1368-nucleotide messenger RNA. RefSeq lists its product as uncharacterized. Bases 1 to 1368 code for a protein of 455 amino acids. NCBI's taxonomy places the organism in Eukaryota, Metazoa, Arthropoda, Insecta, Hymenoptera, Formicidae. Gene Ontology annotation, molecular function: DNA-directed DNA polymerase activity; nucleotide binding; DNA binding. The record is from RefSeq and is a predicted model, not a curated record. The transcript has a single exon. Gene Ontology annotation, biological process: DNA replication.
AUGGUAUCUCUGUAUAAUGUAAAGGAUAAUAAGAAAAUACAUUAUGUCGAUGUAUGUUCUCUUUACCCUUAUAUUUGUAAAACAGAUAAAUUUCCUGUAGGACACCCGAAAAUAUACGUCGGCGAAGAAUGUCGCGAAUUAACAGGUCCUACAGGAGUCGAAAUCGAUAAAAUAGAAGGCCUUGUUCACUGUACAAUAUUACCACCUCGUAAUCUUUAUCACCCUGUGUUACCCGUACGAAUGCAUGGUAAAUUAAUGUUUGCUUUAUGCCGUACAUGUUGCGAAAAUAAGUAUCAAUCAAAUUGUAUACACGAGGAUGUUACUGAUCGCGAAUUUACAGGGACUUGGGUGGUUCAUGAAAUACGUAAAGCAGUAAGCGUUGGUUAUAAGAUCAAAAAUAUUUAUGAAAUUUGGCAAUACGACGUAACACAAUAUAAUUCUCAAACUAAGGAGGGUGGUCACUUCACAGAAUACAUAAACACUUUCUUAAAAAUUAAGCAAGAAGCUAGUGGUUGGCCUUCCGAUUGCGUUGAUGAGGAAUCUAAAAUACGAUACAUAGAGGAAUAUGAGCGAGCGGAAGGUGUUAAAUUGGAGUCGGAAAAAAUAUGUGUCAAUCCAGGUCUCCGAGCUGUUUCAAAAUUAUGUUUAAAUUCUUUUUGGGGUAAAUUUGGUCAGCGCGAAAAUCUUCCUAAAGUUGAAAUUGUGACAACACGUAGCAGAUUGAUACAGCUACUCUCCAGUAAUGAAGUUAACGUUACAAGUAUACUACCUGUUAAUGACGACGUUUUAUAUGUUGGUUAUAUAAGUACAGACGAAAAUUUAACACCAUCUUCGAUAACAAAUGUUGUAAUAGCCGCAUACACAACAGCUCAAGCGCGUUUAAAAUUAUAUGAAUAUCUCGAACGUCUUGACAAACGAGUGUUAUACUGCGAUACAGAUUCCUGUAUAUAUGUAAGGGGUAUUUCACCAAACAAAUAUGAACCGCCAACUGGUAAAUUGUUGGGUGAUUUGACAGAUGAAUUAACGUGUUAUGGUACGGGUAGUUAUAUCGAAUCUUUUGUUUCGGGUGAUCCGAAAUUUUAUGCUUUUGUAGUACGUAAACCUGAUGGUAGUACCACCGAAAUUUGUAAGGCUAAGGGUAUUACUCUUAAUUUCGCAAAUAGUAAAUUAAUCAAUUACCAUUCUGUCAGAUCUCUUAUUACAAAUGAGCUGGAUACCCCUAUAACACUUCAUUUCAAAGCUAUUAGGCGUACAGAGUUUCAUAACGUUAUAACAAAUUCCGAGCAUAAAACAUGUAAACAGACUUUCGAUAAAAGAAGGCGUGAAGGAUCUUAUGGUUCAUUACCGUAUGGUUAUUGUAAUUUAUAA